This is a messenger RNA of Lolium rigidum, 879 nucleotides long. RefSeq lists its product as uncharacterized. The transcript has 5 exons. Bases 51 to 860 code for a protein of 269 amino acids. The record is from RefSeq and is a predicted model, not a curated record. Gene Ontology annotation, biological process: proteolysis. Lineage: Eukaryota; Viridiplantae; Streptophyta; Magnoliopsida; Poales; Poaceae. Gene Ontology annotation, molecular function: cysteine-type peptidase activity.
GCGAGGAUAUUCUUCACCGAGAACCUGGCAACGAUCCUCCGGAUCACGGAAUGGGGAAAAGAAAAGAAUUGAGCACUGAACGGGUCCGGAAGGGUCCAAAGAGGAAGAAUAUGAAAGUCGCCAAAGCUAGGGCCGUUUUAAAGUUUGAACGGUCUCAUGAAAGAUUCACAUGGAAAGGUGCUCUGUACUCCGAUGGCAAGAGGCUGUUUAAAAUACUGCCCCCUCCACGUGACCGUGAGGGGAUUGAAGUUGAUGGGUCAUGCACAUGGUUCUCCAUGGCAAGUGUGCUGGAGGCAGCAAAUCGUGCUUGUGGCAUCGAGGUUGGUCAGUUAUCAUGGGAGGAUUUGCUGGAGCUAGUUGGAACGCAGGCUCAAUUUCGCAUAAAUUCUUUUCUGCGUGCUCUAAAAUAUAAAGGGAUUAGAACAAGAGCUGAUUUUCUCAAGGGGAAUAUGGAAGCAAAAAGAUAUAAAAUCGCACAAUACACUGAAUUCUGCCACUGGGAACUUAUCAAAGGUGAUGUCAUUAGUGGCCUUGACAAAGAUAACAUCAAAGCUGCUGUAGAUAACGCGCUUAGCAAAUCUGCAAUGAUAUGUUAUUUCCCCAUCAGCGAUAACUAUUUUCUGGACUUCGCGGAGGGGAUGAAUCAUAUUUAUCAAUAUGAUGAGACACAGAAACAGCGCAUGCCUAAUGGUCAGAUAGCUACGCAUACUGCAAUGGUCACAGGUUUUGGAUUUGAAGAAGACAUUCCAUACUUCCAGAUCCAGGACUGCAACGGUAAAAGGUUUGGAAAGAAUGGCUUCUGCAGAAUCCUACCUAGUUCCAUUAUAUCUAUGUUUGCAUUCGAUAUUCUCCAGGAGUGAGGAUCCUGUGUUGCAUCAU